Oncorhynchus keta (chum salmon) is the source of this 1308-nucleotide messenger RNA. RefSeq lists its product as uncharacterized. The coding region runs from base 36 to 1217 and encodes 393 amino acids. The transcript has 11 exons. The record is from RefSeq and is a predicted model, not a curated record. NCBI's taxonomy places the organism in Eukaryota, Metazoa, Chordata, Actinopteri, Salmoniformes, Salmonidae.
GAACAGGAUCAUAUAGCCCUCAGAGAGGAGGGUACAUGAUGAGGUUAUGGACCAGAACAGGAUCAUAUAGCCCUCAGAGAGGAGGGUACAUGAGGUUAUGGACCAGAACAGGAUCAUAUAGCCCUCAGAGAGGAGGGUACAUGAUGAGGUUAUGGACCAGAACAGGAUCAUAUAGCCCUCAGAGAGGAGGGUACAUGAUGAGGUUAUGGACCAGAACAGGAUCAUAUAGCCCUCAGAGAGGAGGGUACAUGAUGAGGUUAUGGACCAGAACAGGAUCAUAUAGCCCUCAGAGAGGAGGGUACAUGAUGAGGUUAUGGACCAGAACAGGAUCAUAUAGCCCUCAGAGAGGAGGGUACAUGAUGAGGUUAUGGACCAGAACAGGAUCAUAUAGCCCUCAGAGAGGAGGGUACAUGAUGAGGUUAUGGACCAGAACAGGAUCAUAUAGCCCUCAGAGAGGAGGGUACAUGAUGAGGUUAUGGACCAGAACAGGAUCAUAUAGCCCUCUGAGAGGAGGGUACAUGAUGAGGUUAUGGACCAGAACAGGGUCAUAUAGCCCUCAGAGAGGAGGGUACAUGAUGAGGUUAUGGACCAGAACAGGGCCAUAUAGCCCUCAGAGAGGAGGGUACAUGAUGAGGUUAUGGACCAGAACAGGAUCAUAUAGCCCUCAGAGAGGAGGGUACAUGAUGAGGUUAUGGACCAGAACAGGAUCAUAUAGCCCUCAGAGAGGAGGGUACAUGAUGAGGUUAUGGACCAGAACAGGAUCAUAUAGCCCUCAGAGAGGAGGGUACAUGAUGAGGUUAUGGACCAGAACAGGAUCAUAUAGCCCUCAGAGAGGAGGGUACAUGAUGAGGUUAUGGACCAGAACAGGAUCAUAUAGCCCUCAGAGAGGAGGGUACAUGAUGAGGUUAUGGACCAGAACAGGAUCAUAUAGCCCUCAGAGAGGAGGGUACAUGAUGAGGUUAUGGACCAGAACAGGAUCAUAUAGCCCUCAGAGAGGAGGGUACAUGAUGAGGUUAUGGACCAGAACAGGAUCAUAUAGCCCUCAGAGAGGAGGGUACAUGAUGAGGUUAUGGACCAGAACAGGAUCAUAUAGCCCUCAGAGAGGAGGGUACAUGAUGAGGUUAUGGACCAGAACAGGAUCAUAUAGCCCUCAGAGAGGAGGGUACAUGAUGAGGUUAUGGACCAGAACAGGGUCAUAUUUGUUAAUUAAACUGUAGGGUUAGUUAACCCUGUUAUCAUCAUCACUACAAUAGUCUCUACUACCGGGGAUUUAAGAACAGAAACUAUUAAAACAGACAUGAAAUGCAG